Messenger RNA from Drechmeria coniospora, 462 nucleotides. RefSeq lists its product as uncharacterized. The transcript is spliced from 2 exons. The coding region runs from base 1 to 462 and encodes 153 amino acids. Lineage: Eukaryota; Fungi; Ascomycota; Sordariomycetes; Hypocreales; Ophiocordycipitaceae. The record is from RefSeq and is a predicted model, not a curated record.
AUGCAUGAUAUCGUAUCACUCUGCAUGAAUCAUCAAAAUUCUGACUCCAUCGAAUCCGGUUUGAAGCCGAAACUGGCCCGCUACGGUGAAGAAAACAAUUAUAACAUAAUGACACCUAAUGGACAGGCACAGCGCAUCAUGUUCGUCAAUGGCGAGCACGACCCGUACUUGGGCACGACCGUCUCUGCCAAGAACCGGCCUGGCGGACCGCUGGUGAGCACCCCCAACGUUCCCGUCUGGAUCAUCAAAAAUGGGACUAACUGCAACGACGUUGUGGUGAUUGGUAACAAGGAGGCGAACCCUGCUUUUGCCACCGUCAUUACGGAGAUGGUGGCGAAAAUGAAGGCUUGGGUGGACGAGCAUCCGUCGCCAAAUUGGAACCAAGUCGGAAGCGCCCUCGAGCGCGUUCUAGGGGACGGGCGAGAAACAAACGAGCAGCUUGAAGAGUUGACAUGGGAUUAA